This is a messenger RNA of Aphanomyces invadans, 1283 nucleotides long. Its product is annotated as glycine cleavage system T protein. Gene Ontology annotation, molecular function: protein binding; aminomethyltransferase activity. The record is from RefSeq and is a predicted model, not a curated record. NCBI's taxonomy places the organism in Eukaryota, Oomycota, Saprolegniomycetes, Saprolegniales, Verrucalvaceae. The transcript is spliced from 5 exons. Bases 24 to 1178 code for a protein of 384 amino acids. Gene Ontology annotation, biological process: glycine catabolic process. Gene Ontology annotation, cellular component: mitochondrion.
CUCAUUUUCGAUCGACGGGGGUGAUGCUCGGACAAGUGCAACGCCGAGGCUUCUCGAGCCUGAAGAAGACUGCUCUCUUUGACCUCCACAAGGAGUUGGGCGGCAAGAUGGUCGACUUUGCCGGGUACUACAUGCCUGUGCAAUACCCCGCCGGCAUCUUGAAGAGCCACAACCACACUCGUACCAAGGGGAUGGCGUCGCUCUUUGAUGUGUCCCACAUGGGCCAACUCAAGAUCACGGGCAAGGACCGCGUCCGCUUCUUGGAAUCGAUCGUUGUGGGGGACAUUGCGUCCCUGACGAGCGGUGAAGCCAAGUUGAGCUUGAUCACGAACGACAAGGGCGGGAUCAUUGACGACUGCGUCACCACCGCGUACGACGAUCACUUGUACGUUGUCGUGAACGCUGGCAACCAAGACAUCGAUUGGGCGCACAUGCAAUCGCACUUGGCCAAGUUCAACGGCGACGUCAAGCUCGAAAAGAUCACGGACCGAUCGUUGGUGGCGUUGCAAGGCCCUGGUGCCGCCGAAAUCGUGUCGGCCCACUUGCCUGCCUCGGUCAACCUUGCUGACAGCAACUUCAUGACUGGCCAGUUCACCCACCUCCUCGGUGCGGACGUGAUCUUGACUCGUUGCGGCUACACGGGCGAAGACGGGUUCGAAGUGUCCGUCCCAUCGUCCCAAGUUGAAUCGUUCACGCGCAAGUUGCUCGCGGACGAACGUGUGUUGGAAGCGGGUCUCGGCGCCCGUGACAGUCUUCGAUUGGAAGCUGGUUUGUGCUUGCAUGGCCACGACAUCACGCCGGAAACGACCCCCAUCGAAGGCGCGUUGGCAUGGACGAUGAGCAAGCGCCGCCGCGAAGAAGGCGGGUUCCCUGGUGCCGACAUCAUCUUGGACCAAUUGAACAACAAGACGUUCACCAAGAAGCGCGUCGGGUUCACCGUUGACGGCGCGCCCGCCCGCGAAGGUGCCGAAGUUUACAACCCCCAAGGCGAACGCAUCGGGACGGUCACGAGCGGCACAUUGAGCCCAACGUUGAAGCAAUCGUUGGGUAUGAUGUACGUGACCAAGGGCAACUUCAAGAUUGGGACGGAAGUCCACAUCAAGGUCCGCAACAAGAUGCAAAAGGGCAUGGUCGCCAAGAUGCCGUUCGUCGAGCCGGGCUAUUACAAGAAGGACUAGGUGCCGUGGACGCCCCGUCUGCCGAACGCAACGAAGUCAUGUCGACAUGGUGUACUUGUUGAAUUAUCGUAUGAUCAUGAACGGCAUCACUUGGCUCUCGAAGAA